Molecule: messenger RNA, 1203 nt
Organism: Kogia breviceps (pygmy sperm whale)
Lineage: Eukaryota; Metazoa; Chordata; Mammalia; Artiodactyla; Physeteridae
Gene: TFB1M
Product: transcription factor B1, mitochondrial
Biological process (GO): rRNA methylation; transcription initiation at mitochondrial promoter
Cellular component (GO): mitochondrial matrix
Molecular function (GO): rRNA (adenine-N6,N6-)-dimethyltransferase activity; mitochondrial transcription factor activity
Source: RefSeq, a predicted model, not a curated record
CGCGGGGGAGCACCUGCGUGAGACCUGUGCGGCCAGGCCGGGGCUCAUGGCUUCCUACAGGACGGUCGGCGUUUUCCGUCUCCCGCCGUUACCCACGAUUCGAGAAAUCAUUAAGUUGUUUAGACUGCGAGCCGUGAAGCAGCUAUCCCAGAAUUUUCUCUUGGACUUGAGGCUGACAGAUAAAAUUGUAAGGAAAGCUGGCAGUCUGACAAAUGCUUACGUUUAUGAGGUGGGCCCUGGGCCCGGGGGACUCACAAGAUCCAUUCUCAAUGCCGGUGUUGCUGAACUUCUGGUGGUUGAAAAGGAUAGUCGAUUUAUUCCUGGAUUACAGAUGCUUUCUGAUGCAGCACCUGGAAAACUGAGAAUUGUCCAUGGAGAUGUCUUGACAUUUAAGAUAGAGAGGGUUUUUCCAGAAAGUCUCAAAAGACAGUGGGAGGAUGAUCCUCCAAAUGUACAUAUUAUUGGAAAUCUGCCUUUUAGUGUAUCAACUCCACUGAUUAUCAAAUGGCUUGAAAAUGUUUCUCAUAGAAAUGGACCUUUUGCUUAUGGCAGAACCCAGAUGACUUUGACUUUUCAAAAGGAAGUGGCAGAGAGACUUACAGCCAGUACAGGAAGCAAGCAGCGUAGUCGCCUUUCCGUCAUGGCCCAGUACCUCUGCGAUGUUCAGCACAUCCUGACGAUUCCAGGUCAGGCUUUCAUCCCCAAACCAGAGGUGGACUCGGGGGUGGUGCAUUUCACCCCCCUGGCCCGGCCCAGGAUAGAGCAGCCGUUCAGGCUGGUGGAGAGAGUCGUUCAGAAUGCCUUUCAGUUCCGAAGGAAGUACUGCCAUCGAGGGCUCGGAAUGCUAUUCCCUGAAGCUCGGCGAUUAGAAAGCACUGGGAGACUGUUACAGUUGGCAGAUGUGGACCCUACUCUUCGACCCACCCAGCUCUCUGUCUUACAUUUCAAGAGCCUCUGUGACGCCUACCGAAAAAUGUGCGAUGAAGACCCACACCUCUUUGCUUACAAUUUCAGAGAGGAACUCAAGCAAAAAUCAGAAAAGAAGAGACGACAAGGAGAGUUACAGACUGUCGCUGCUACUUCGGGGGCUGGCAGCCGACUGGGUGUUCCUUUUCAGUGUUGAACUUCGCAUGUGUGUGCUGCCCAGGUGUGACUUACUCCCCUUUUACAGCUUGGUAAAGGGAAUAAAUAUCAUCAGAUAAG